UAUAUUUUGUUAGUUUGUUAUUGGUUUUUAAUAUUUCUUUUCAUUCGUGUGAUUGAAUUACUCGAUUAUCGAUUUUGCAUCAAUUUUGAUAAGAUAAAACAACAACAACAAAAAAAGGAUGGAAUCCAAACCAAUUGUCGGUUAUUGGGAUAUUCGUGGUUUAGCACAACCAAUUCGUAUGUUAUUAUCAUAUGUUGGUGUCGAUUUCAUCGAUAAACGUUAUCAAUAUGGACCACCACCUACAUUUGAUCGAUCCGAAUGGUUAAAUGAAAAAUUUCAACUUGGACUUGAUUUUCCAAAUCUACCAUAUUAUAUUGAUGGUGAUAUUAAAUUAACACAAACAUUGGCUAUUUUACGUCAUCUUUCACGUCGUCAUAAUUUGGAUGGUGAAACAGAACAAGAACGUAUUCGAAUUUCAUUAUGUGAACAACAAACAGUCGAUAUGGUUAUUUCAAUGGGACGUGUUUCAUAUGAUCCAAAUUGUGAAAAAUUGAAAGUUGAAUAUCUUCGAGCAUUGCCUGCUCAAUUGGAAUUAAUGUCAAAAUUUAUUGGCGAUCGUCCAUUUGUUGCUGGUACUAAUCUAAGCUAUGUUGAUUUUUGUUUGUAUGAAUUAUUGAUCAAAUAUAAAGUUUUAACACCGGAAAUUUUGGAACCAUUCGAAAAUCUUCAUAAUUUUAUCAAACGUUUUGAAUCAUUGCCAAAAAUUGCUGCAUAUAUUCGUGGACAAGAACCAAAACCAUUGAAUGGUGCACCGGCUCGUUGGAAUGGUACAUAUCAAUAAUUAUUAUUAUAAUUAUUGAAUUUCAAUUUAAAACAAUUUCAAUGAUUUAAAAUUCAUCCAUAGAAAAAAAAUUAAUAAUUAAAUCCUAUCAUACCGUUAUUAUUAUUGAAAUUUUUCACCAUAAAAAAAAUACCAAAAGGAUUAAAAAUAUUCCAUAGGCGCCAUCCAUUGAAUUUGUAUU
Messenger RNA from Dermatophagoides pteronyssinus (European house dust mite), 962 nucleotides. Its product is annotated as glutathione S-transferase pseudogene. NCBI's taxonomy places the organism in Eukaryota, Metazoa, Arthropoda, Arachnida, Sarcoptiformes, Pyroglyphidae. The record is from RefSeq and is a predicted model, not a curated record.